Molecule: messenger RNA, 867 nt
Organism: Rhipicephalus sanguineus (brown dog tick)
Lineage: Eukaryota; Metazoa; Arthropoda; Arachnida; Ixodida; Ixodidae
Exons: 1
Coding region: 1-867 (288 amino acids)
Biological process (GO): DNA integration
Molecular function (GO): nucleic acid binding
Source: RefSeq, a predicted model, not a curated record
AUGGACUUAUUUAGUCACAGGGGACACAACUACCUACUAGUAGUUGAUUAUCGUUCUCGCUACCCUGAAGUCAUCUACAUGAGAAGCACGAACUCUGAGGCGGUUAUCAAUGCUGUCAAAAGCAUUUUCGCUCGUUUUGGCAUCCCCGAAGUUGUACGAAGCGACAAUGGACCGCAGUUCGCUUCACACGCAUUUGCAGCUUUUGCGAAGCACUAUGGCUUCCAACACAUCACCUCGAGUCCAAACUACCCGCAGUCUAACGGGGAAGUAGAAAGGAUGGUGCGCACGGUCAAAGAAAUGUUCGAGAAAGCAGAUGGUCCUUUUCUGGCACUUCUGUCUUACAGAGACACUGCAGGCGUCACAGGGUUUAGCCCAGCGCAGCUACUGAUGGGCCGCAGCCUGCGAACCAGGCUUCUCAAGCCAGCGGAUUGCCUGGAACCGAAGUGGCCUGCGCCUGACGUUGUCAAAUGCCAAGACGAGGAGGUAAGAAGGCGACAGAAGAAAGACUUUGAUCGCCGUCGUGCUGCGACCGUCCUUCCUCCGCUGGAGCCGGGGGACACGGUGUGGGUUCGAGACAUCAAAAAAACGGCGUGCGUUCUCAGCCCAGCCUCGAAGCCCCGCUCGUACGUCGUGGAAACACCAACCGCGGUGCGUGUGCGUAAUAGGGUGCAUCUAGUGCCCUAUUCGGACCCAACCACGAGCCAACUCAACGAGCCAGCAUCGAGGGAAUACAGCGAGGGGCACGAAGACCAAGCCACCGUUACAGACGCCACGGCAACAGCGACGCCACAAGUCUCCAAUGAAUGCGGAGCGCGAGUCACCAGAUUUGGUCGCCGAGUUAAGACUCCGAAAAGACUUGACUUGUGA